Molecule: messenger RNA, 2990 nt
Organism: Scleropages formosus (Asian bonytongue)
Lineage: Eukaryota; Metazoa; Chordata; Actinopteri; Osteoglossiformes; Osteoglossidae
Gene: dhcr24
Product: 24-dehydrocholesterol reductase
Exons: 9
Coding region: 5-1555 (516 amino acids)
Biological process (GO): steroid metabolic process
Cellular component (GO): membrane; cytoplasm
Molecular function (GO): Delta24(24-1) sterol reductase activity; FAD binding
Source: RefSeq, a predicted model, not a curated record
GAGAAUGGGCCCUGUGCUGUACGCGGGCGGCGCUGUGGCGCUGCUCUUGCUGUGGGUGAAGAUGAAGGGGCUCGACUACGUCCUGGUGCACCAGCGCUGGGUUUUCGUGUGUCUCUUCCUGCUGCCGCUCUCGCUGCUCUUCGACCUGUACUACUCGCUGCGCGCGUGGCUCAUCUUCCGCAUGUGCUCCGCGCCACGGCUGCACGACCAGCGGGUCCGAGACAUCCAGAGGCAGGUGCGGGAGUGGAGAAGGGAGGGUGGAAAGACGUACAUGUGCACAGGGCGCCCGGGAUGGCUGACUGUGUCGUUGCGAGUGGGCAAGUACAAGAAGACCCACAAGAACAUCAUGAUCAACCUCAUGGACAUUCUGGAGGUGGACACCAUGCGUCAGCUAGUCCGCGUUGAGCCUCUUGUGAAUAUGGGUCAGGUGACGGCUCUUCUCAACUCUAUCGGCUGGACUCUACCUGUACUACCUGAACUGGAUGACCUCACUGUGGGAGGACUGAUAAUGGGUACAGGAAUUGAGUCGUCUUCGCAUAUUUAUGGCCUUUUCCAGCAUAUCUGUGUGGCUUACGAGCUGGUCCUGGCAGACGGAAGUCUCGUUCGCUGUACUGCAAAGGAGAACUCUGACCUGUACUACGCCGUGCCUUGGUCCUGCGGCACACUGGGCUUCUUGGUGGCCGCCGAGAUCCGCAUCAUCCCGGCACGGACAUGGGUCAAGCUGACGUACGAGCCUGUGCGUGGUCUGCAGGCCAUCUGCCGGCGCUUCGCCCAAGAGUCGGCAAACAAGGAGAACCAGUUUGUGGAGGGGCUCCAGUACUCCCUGAACGAGGCUGUGAUAAUGACUGGGAUGAUGACUGAAGACGCAGAGCUGGACAAGAUCAACCGCAUCGGCCUCUAUUUCAAGCCCUGGUUCUUCAAGCACGUUGAACGCUUCCUGAAGGAGGAUCGCAGAGCGGUGGAGUACAUCCCCCUGAGACACUACUACCACCGACACACCCGCAGUAUCUUCUGGGAGCUGCAGGACAUAAUUCCAUUUGGAAACAACCCCGUGUUCCGGUAUCUGUUUGGUUGGAUGGUUCCACCCAAGAUCUCCUUGCUGAAGCUUACGCAGGGCGAGACCAUCCGCCGGCUCUACGAGCAGCACCAUGUGAUCCAGGACAUGCUCGUUCCCAUGAAGUACCUGGAGACGGCCAUAUCCCGCUUCCACAACGACAUCCAUGUGUACCCUCUGUGGCUGUGCCCCUUUGUACUGCCGAGUCAGCCGGGGAUGGUGCAUCCGAAGGGGGACGAGGAUGAGCUGUAUGUGGACAUCGGGGCCUAUGGCGAGCCCAAGGUCAAACACUUUGAGGCCCGGGCCUCCACCAGACAGCUGGAGAAGUUUGUCAGAGAUGUGCACGGUUUCCAGAUGUUGUACGCAGAUGUGUACAUGGACCGCCAGGAAUUCUGGGAAAUGUUUGACGGCUCUCUCUACCACAAGCUGAGGGAGCAACUAGACUGCAAGACCGCCUUUCCUGAAGUGUAUGACAAGAUCUGCAAAUCAGCCCGGCACUGAGACUUGUUCAGUCUUUCAGACACUUAAGUCACUCACUGUUUCUGCUGUAAAAUUAACCCUUCUUUUCCCUUGGACCAUUGCUACUUUCAAUGAACUUUGUUCUUAAAUCAGUUUUGGGAAUCAAACUAUGGCGUGAAGCUUGCAGUAAGUAGGUCUCCCUUGCUGUAGCAAACACACUAUACAGUAUGGUUGGCUGUGUCAGCCUUUAGUUUAGCUUCAUGGUUAUUUAAACUAAACUAGAUACUGAAUAACUGACUUAAUCCUGUAAGUUUGUCUGUCUGAACAAAGUUUCCCUGUGGCAUGGCAUAUUUUGUAAAAUGGUAGGAUUCCACUGAAUAGUGAGAAUGAAUCUGUAACUAGUCAAUCUAUUUUCUAAUUCUACAAGGUUGUUAACACUGAUUUGUUGCUGAAAGAGUGUCUAUUUUGAGAAAUUUGUCAUUUUUGUGCUUUUUUGUGUGGGGAUAAUGAAGAUGUACAACACAUGGGAAUUAAGAUUUCUGUAAUAAUUCAGUUAUGAAGUAAGCUACCUGUUCCAUGCAUACCUUCUACUCUACUUUGGACAAAAGCAUCUGCUAAAUGAAUAAAUGUAAAUGUACUUGAAGUACUAAACUGUCUUUAGCACUAUGGGUGGAAAGUUAAAUUAUAUUUUUGUAAUGCAUGUAAUGACAUUAAUUGUUCACAUGUAAAGCUAUAAAAAGCUAAAGUAUAAUUUUCUUUUGUCUUCAUUUUACUGCUUUAUAAUGCAGUAAUGUAGUAAUUUAACUGUAUUAGGGAACCAUGGGACACUGGUGAGAAACCAGUGGAUGCCUUAGAAUUCAGCCUAGGUUUUUUUUUUUUUUUUUUUUGGUUCCCAUGCUCCUGCCUACUGAGGAUACAUUUUAAUUGGUUCCACUUUCUGGUUGCUUUAUGCCCAUAAUGUCUGGAGUUUUUUUUUUUUUUUUAAGGGAGUCAUGCAGAGACAAGGAUGAUGGUGUCUUCAUUGUCAGUUAAUUAUAUUAAUUUAUAACCACUAAGAACAUUAAAGGAAAACUUAAAGAAAUUUGGGCUAGUAAUGCUAAUCACUAAUGCUGAGACUGACUUUUAACGUCCAUGUGCUGGAGUGAGAACGUGUAGCCAGAGUGUGUGCUCAAACCCUGGAGAGAAGCUGAGGCCCAGUCCUGUCACACACUGCGCCCUUGUGUACAAUACAUCGGGCACACUGCUGCAUUAUUUAUGUUGUAUUAAUAAGUGUGAAACAGUGUCAGCAAAGCUUUCCCGUAUGUGCACGGGCUGCUAAUGGGCCCCCUUCUCUCUCUCUGGGUAGGAGACACACAUGGCCCCCAGCUGCUUUACCACAAUGCCUUUAGCUGGUGGUAUUAUAUAUUAUUACUAACCAUUAUUUAGCUGAUGUCUCCAUCCAGGGCUUUUUACACUGUUGGGUGCAAAUACUAUGCUA